Onychostruthus taczanowskii (white-rumped snowfinch) is the source of this 2146-nucleotide messenger RNA. RefSeq names its product ilvB acetolactate synthase like (gene ILVBL). The annotation marks the transcript as partial. NCBI's taxonomy places the organism in Eukaryota, Metazoa, Chordata, Aves, Passeriformes, Passeridae. The record is from RefSeq and is a predicted model, not a curated record. Gene Ontology annotation, cellular component: acetolactate synthase complex. Gene Ontology annotation, biological process: L-valine biosynthetic process. The transcript has 9 exons. Gene Ontology annotation, molecular function: thiamine pyrophosphate binding; magnesium ion binding; acetolactate synthase activity.
CUCGGCGCUGGAGUCCCUGGGUGUCCCCUGCUACCUGGGGGGCGCGGCGCGGGGGCUGCUGCCCCCCGAGUGUCCCCUGCUGCUGCGGCAGAACCGCCGCGACGCGCUGCGCGACGCCGACCUGGUGCUGCUGGCAGGGACCGUCUGCGAUUUCCGCCUGUCCUACGGGCGCCUCUUCGGCCGCGGCACCGCCGUGGUGGCCGUCAACCGCGACCGGGCGCAGCUGCUGCGCAACUCCGACGUCUUCUGGAAACCGCGGCUGGCCGUGCAGGCCACUUUGGGUCCAAACGGAGCCGGUUUGGGUGCAAACGGUGCCGCUGUCCCCUCGUGUGUCCCCAGCUCGGCGCUGGAGUCCCUGGGUGUCCCCUGCUACCUGGGGGGCGCGGCGCGGGGGCUGCUGCCCCCCGAGUGUCCCCUGCUGCUGCGGCAGAACCGCCGCGACGCGCUGCGCGACGCCGACCUGGUGCUGCUGGCAGGGACCGUCUGCGAUUUCCGCCUGUCCUACGGGCGCCUCUUCGGCCGCGGCACCGCCGUGGUGGCCGUCAACCGCGACCGGGCGCAGCUGCUGCGCAACUCCGACGUCUUCUGGAAACCGCGGCUGGCCGUGCAGGGUGACCCCGCGUCCCUGGUGUCACUCUGGUGUCACCGUGUCCCUGGUGUCCCUCCAUGUCCCAGGUGUUACUCUGGGGUCCCCGGUGUCACCGUGUCCCUGGUGUCCCUCCGUGUCCCCGGUGUCUCUGGUCGGGGAGCACAGGAACCGGGUCCCUUUGGCACUCUGGGCGUGGGCGGAGGAUUCGCGCUCGGGGCCAAACUCUGCCGGCCCGAGGCUGAGGUGUGGGUGCUGUUCGGGGACGGCUCCCUGGGCUUCAGCCUGAUGGAGUUCGACACCUUCGUGCGCCACAAGGUCCCGGUCAUCGCCCUGGUUGGCAACGACGCCGGCUGGACCCAGAUCAGCCGCGAGCAGCUCCCCCUGCUGGGCAGCGCCGUGGGCUGCAGCCUGGCCUACAGCGAUUACCACGCGGUGGCGGAGGCGCUGGGCGGCCGCGGCUUCGUGGUGGACAGCGCCGGGGACAGCGCGGGGGACAGCGCCGGGGACAGCGCCGGGGACAGCGCGGGGGACAGCGCGGGGGACAUCCAGGACAGGCUGGUGGCCGUGCUGAGGGCGGCGCAGGCCGAGUGUCACCGCGGCCACCCCGUCCUCGUCAACGCCCUGCUGGGCCCCAGCGACUUCCGGCAGGGCUCCGUGUCCGUCUGAGGGACACCAAAUGUCACCGAGGGCCACCAAAUGUCAUCGAGUGUCAUUGAGUGUCCCCAAGGGUCACCGAGGGUCACCAAAUGUCCCCGAGGGUCCCCAAGUGCCACCGAGUGUCAUCAAGGGUCACCAAAUGCCACCGAGUGUCAUCGAGUGUCACUGAAUACCAUUGAGCGUCCCCAAGGGUCACCGAGUGCCACCAAACAUCACGGAGUGUCCCCAAGGGUCACCAAGAGUCCCCAAGGGUCACUGAGCAUCCUCAAGGGUCAUCACGUGUCCCCAAAUGUCCCCAAGGCCACCCCGUCCUCGUCAACGCCCUGCUGGGCCCCGGCGACUUCCGGCAGGGCUCCGUGUCCAUCUGAGGGACACCAAAUGUCACCAGUGUCACCAAAUGUCAUCGAGUGUCAUUGGGUGUCAUUGAGUGUCUCUGAAUAUCACUGAGCAUCCCAAAGGGUCACCGAGUGUCCCUGCACAUCACCAAAUGUCACCAAGGGUCACCGAGUGCCACCAAACACCAUUGAGUGUCCCCAAGGGUCACUGAGCAUCCUCAAGUGUCCCCGAGUGUCCCCAAGGCCACCCCGUCCUCGUCAACGCCUUCCUGGGCCCCGGCAACUUCCAGCAGGGCUCCGUGUCCGUCUGAGGGACACCAAAUGUCACCGAGGGCCACUGAAUGUCACCAGAGUGUCACCAAAUGCCACCAGAGUGUCACUGAGUGUCAUUGAGUGUUAUUGAGUGUCAUUGAGUGUCCCCAAGGGUCAUUGAGUGUCCCUGAGGGUUCCCGAGGGUCACCCAAUGUCACCAAGGGUCCCCAAGUGCCACCGAGUGUCACUGCGUGUCCCCAAGGGUCACCAAGAGUCCCCAAGGGUCGCUGAGCAUCCUCAAGGGUCAUCACAU